CCGUCUUUACAUGGCAAUGGCACUGGCAAUGGUGUCACGAGUCCACAUACUUACUCGCACUGCGGCCACUAUCACCCCUCGAGAUCUGAACAACAAUGGCCGACAAAAACGAAGAUUGGAACACAGUUCUAUGGCGGCCCGACAACUCAGACGAAUGGAACAAGCCCGAGCUCGAUCCUGAACCCAAAGUAUGGAACAUGGAAUACCUUACAACGAUCUCCGACACGAUCUCACGCCGAUCUGGCGACCUUCGCGAGCUCUCCAUGGCUGUUCACUCUAAUCCAGAACUGGGAUAUGCUGAAUACAAAACCCACGAUAUACUUGUCAACUUUAUGAGGAAGCAGGAGGGAUGGAAAGUGACACCAAACUACGAGCUGCCCACUGCGUGGCUUGCGACGUAUGAGAGUCCCGAGGCAAAAGAGGACACCAGAGUCAUUGGAAUCAACUCCGAAAUGGACGCUCUCCCAAAGAUUGGGCAUGCUUGUGGACACAAUCUGAUUGCGAUUACAGGCGUUGCUGUCGCACUAGGAGUCAAAGCUGUCUUGGAAAAAUUCGGUCUUCCUGGUAAAAUCGCUUUACUGGGCACACCAGCUGAAGAGGGCGGUCACGGAAAAGUCAAGUUGUUGAAAGCAGGGGCUUACAAGACCAUGGCCGCUUGUCUGAUGGCACAUCCAGCUCCCGGUCCCAGACACACUUUGUCCCUCACCAGCUGUUUGGCACUGAAGAAAAUUGAAGCAGAGUUCUUUGGUCACACUGCUCACGCCGCUUUGUCUCCCUGGGAAGGCAAAAAUGCCCUUGAUGCAGCUGUCCUUGCAUACACCAGCAUUGCCGCUCUCCGCCAACAAAUGCACCCUACAUGGAGGGUACACGGUAUCUUCGAGGGGAAAGAUUGGGCUGUAAAUGUCAUACCGGCCUAUGCCAAAUUUAUUGUGGGGGUGCGUGCUUCCACUCGUGCUGAACAGGAAAUUGCGAUGAAGAAAGUCCUGCCUUGCUUUGAAGCAGCCGCAUCAGCCACCGGAUGCACGGUCAAGCUCACGAUUGACGAGGGAACCUUCGAUUUGCGGCAGAACGUAGGACUAGGUCAAGAUGUCGAAAGAACGUUCAAGACAAAGUUUGGAAGAGUCGAGCGAGAACGAUGGGGGAUCAAGAGUGCAAGUACGGACUUUGGAAAUAUCGGAUACGAGCUCCCGGCUUUACAUCCUGGAUACGCCAUCCCCACUGUUCCGGACGGUGGAAACCACACACCCCUUUUCACUUCUGCAGCUGCUACGGAUGCGGCGCAUCGUGCGACAUUGGACGUAGCUGAGGCGCUUGCCCUGACCGGAGUGAGAGUAGUGCUCGACGAUGAUUGGUACAAUAAGGAAGUGCUGGAGAAAUUCGAAGAAGAUAAAGUACGGAGAAGCCAAGGGGUGCUCGGAAUUGCCUAAACAGAUGGAUAUUAACAAAAAUAGGAUGUACAUAUGUGUAGGAUAAGCAGGUAGUCGAACCGAUUGGGACAGUUGGCUGUACC
Marasmius oreades (fairy-ring Marasmius) is the source of this 1510-nucleotide messenger RNA. RefSeq lists its product as uncharacterized. The transcript is spliced from 6 exons. Lineage: Eukaryota; Fungi; Basidiomycota; Agaricomycetes; Agaricales; Marasmiaceae. Gene Ontology annotation, molecular function: dipeptidase activity. Bases 96 to 1427 code for a protein of 443 amino acids. The record is from RefSeq and is a predicted model, not a curated record.